GUGCCACCGACCACCCUCCUCUCCGCUCCCUCCGCAGACGAGUACCUCAGGGUCCUCAACGUGGGCGUGGCCGAGGUGAAGAAAUCCUUCCUGGGGCCCUUGUCUCCGUCCUGCAAGAUGGUGCAGAUGAUGCGGCAGUUUCUGUACCAGGUCCUGCCCGAGGACUCCUACAAGGCCACCACGGGGAAGCUCCACGUGAGCCUCACCCGCUUCACGGACGGAGAGAGUGUCGUGGUUUCAGAGUACACGUCCAAGGAAGAGCUCAUCGAGGCAAGGGGCUGGGCCUUGUACUGCAGCUGCUUCGUCCCCGUGUACUGUGGCCUCAUCCCCCCGACCUACCGCGGCGUGAGGUACAUCGACGGGGGCUUCACCGGCAUGCAGCCCUGCUCCUUCUGGACCGACUGCAUCACCAUCUCCACCUUCAGUGGGCAGCAGGACAUCUGCCCCCGGGACUGUCCCGCCAUCUUCAACGACUUCCGCAUGUUCAACUGCUCCUUCCAGUUCUCCCUGGAGAACAUCGCCAGGAUGACCCAUGCACUGUUCCCGCCGGACCUGCUGAUGCUGCACGAUUACUACUACCGAGGCUACGACGACACGGUCCUGUACUUGAGGCGGCUGAAUGCUGCCUACCUGGAUUCUCCCUCCAAGAGAGUGAUUUUCCCCCGGGUGGAAGUGUACUGCCAGAUAGAGCUCGCCCUGGGCAACGAGUGCCCCGGACGCACUCAACCGAGCCCCCAGACGCAGCAGGCCAGUCUGGAAGGAUCCGCACAACUUCACACGCAGUCGGCUCCCAAAGGGGAUGGAAGUGGUGGCCAUGUUCCACCUGUGUCCCCACCCGCGCAGACACCUGCACCCGCAUGUGAGUGGCCUGUGGAGUCGCCUGUUUCACCACCUGUCUCUUCAUUUGAGCAGUCACCUGCAUGGCCACCGGCCUCGUCACUGCCACAUUCUCCAGCUGACUGGCCACCUGGGUCACUCCCAGCUAUGCACUCACCUCCUGGCUCACCACUGCCCAUCACACCACCUGGGUUGUCACCUGUGUCACCUCAGCAGCUGGCACAACCAUCUGGAUCAACACCCAGACCCUCACCCUCCCAGGCAUCCACAUCACCCAGGCCAUCCCUGGGGCCUUCAGCUGCGAUGGCACCUCCAGCAUCACCUGUGCAGCCACCUGUGGAGGAACUGGGCCCAGAACAGCCCCAAGCUCCCCCGGCCCCUGCAAGCCACAAUAGCGCCCCGCCUCCGGGUGACACGCGGGAAGCCGUCAGCACGCCUUUCGUGGAGAGCCCUGCUGAAGACUCAAACUGGGUGAAUAAGGUCUUCAGGAAGAACAAGCAAAAGACAAGUGGCACCAAAAAAGGCUUCCCAAGACCUCUGAGAUCCAAGAAGCCAAGCAGCACAGUGCCGUUUGCUCCCCGCCCACUCGACUUCCCUCUGUUCUCCACUCCCGAGACGGUUUGGGUCACCUACAGGCCUCACCCCAGCAGGAUCCAGGCGUACAACUGCCCUGAGGAAGCUGUGAGCCGCGUGGGGAAACCUGAGCUGGACCGGGAGAGAAGCUGAGCACCCCAAGGCUGAGCCUGCUCCCCACUACUCUCAGACACCCUCCCCGACCCCAGGCCUUUUGGGGGCCGGGGCGACACCCACUGCCAGUCCUGCUGGUGCAGAAGGUCUCCUUUACAAAUGGCCUCCACUUCCCUGCGAUCCUUCCCACCCUUCCACCGCCCUGCUCUGGACAGACUGAAGGACGUCAACGCUGACCGGUGAUGAUGAACCUUGCUCCCAGCCUCGGCCUGAGUUUGCUUCUUGCAGGUGGGCCAGAUCCUGCCUUGUCUGCCCCGGAUCCAGCCCACAGGGCGCAACUCUUGGGGGCCCAGCAGGACGGAGCCAAGGAUACAGUUUCCCUGUUUCCUGUGGUGCCGGGAGACCAAGCUCUUCUACUUCUGUUUUGUUUUUGUUGUCGUUGUUCUUGUUGUUUUUGAAAAAGAGUCUCACUCUGUCGCCCGGGCUAGAGU
This is a messenger RNA of Microcebus murinus (gray mouse lemur), 2015 nucleotides long. The record is from RefSeq and is a predicted model, not a curated record. NCBI's taxonomy places the organism in Eukaryota, Metazoa, Chordata, Mammalia, Primates, Cheirogaleidae.